UUUCCACUAGCGCCACCAUGAAUUGGCAAAUGCCUCGCCAAUCUGUCUGUUUAUUUGUGUUGUUCCGCAAAAAGUCUCGACGACAAACAGAAGAAAUUAAAUUACCUUGUUUUAAUUGAUUAAUUAGCAUAAGUAAGUCAUCAAAGCAAGUAUGCUAAGUCAGCGCGAGUGCCGCGAGUAGUCUUACGUGAAAUUUGGAUCGAGAAGCAAGUGUUUUGUGUGAUAAGUGUUUGCAAUCCAGUUCCCAUGUUUUGGGAUCAUGUUUACCGAAACAGACACAUUAUGCAGGAGUUUGAGGACAUAGAAGUGCAUAAAACUAGUGUUUCAGUCUUUGUAGCGUUGUUUUAUUUAGAAAUGCUGUAUAUUCUGAUCAUGACGCUGUCUAUUCUCAACAGGCUGAAUCAGCAACUACCCUCAUAAAUAAGUACAUACAUAGCUUCCAGAGUUCAUAGGUGUAAGUAAAAUAUUUCAAAAUGAAUGGAUACCCUAAGCCUUUGGCAGAGAGGCUUUACCUGUACAGGGAUGAGGACGAUGAGAUAUUUGUAGAUGCUUUACUACACCAGCACCAAAUUGAUGGCAUCAGAUUUCUCUACAAGCAGUUUACCAAGAAAAGUCCGGGUGUGGUCAUCAACAAUCCUCUCGGUUAUGGCAACUCCAUGAUCGUGGCGCUGUUUCUUGGCGCCAUCCGCCACUUGCUGGAGAAACCUAUACUGAUAAUUUGCGAGGAUGGCCAAGCGUUGAACUGGCUGGAGCAUUUUCAGAAGUUAACGCACUGUUAUAAUGUCGGCAUAGCAGCGGAAAGUCCCUUUGUGAAGAAAUCCAUCUUCAUCAACACCAUGGCUCGCCUGGAGCAGUUCAGUCGGCGGGAAUGGAGCGUAAUGGUGGUGGAUAACGCCGCCUUCCUCAAGGAGAAAACCAUCCAGGCUAAAUAUAAGGCUGACUUCAAAAUUUGGAUCACACCCGAUGAUAUGAAGGAUCAUCUUGAUACAUUCGCUUCUAUCCACAAGUGGCUGUUCCCAAACGAGAAACUGAAUAUUGACGAUUUAAAGGCGAAACCUGGAGAUAUCAAAGAUACUAUCGCCAAAACCAAAUUUCUUGACGCAUUUCUACAAGAUAAAGUGUUCCGAACACACUUACUUACACCAUUUGAGAAUCCUUAUUCAAAAUCUGAACGAACUUCUACACAAGUAUCCAAGAAAAACAAAGAUGCAACAGGGACCAAAAUAAAACGUUCCAAACGGACGUCAGAAUGUGCCAGCACCUCCACUGCAGUGCCGUCAACUAGCGAUAUGGUGCCCGGGCCCAGCGCUGUCAAGAUACCUAGGAAGGAGACACAGGACAAUGCAGCCGAUGACUUCACUAUAGAUAACUUUAAAAACAACAAAGAAUCCACUACAGUUACCCCAGACUCAGAUGACAAAACUCCCGAAAUGGACGUCGAAAGCUUCAUACGCAACGAGGAACCAGUCCAAUAUGAUCCAUUCAAAAAAUUCAUGCAGGAUUAUGAUAACAUAUCACACCACAGCGAGGAGGAGAGUCGACCCGAAUUCAUAGAGCAGGAACCGCAAAUAUUCCAGUCUCCCGAGAAAUUAGAAGGUAUCAAGGUAUCAUCAGGCGUUCCGAUGGAUUUCACAGAAAAUGUAGAGAGCUGUUUGGUAGAUAGUGACACGAAUUCCGACAAUCUCAUGCAGAGACCCAAUUUUUUUGUAGAAACAUCUCAAGAUACCAAUGUCAGUGAUUAUGAUAUAGAAUGCAAAUUGCAGUCGACCCCCCCUGAUUUUCUCACUGAUAAUAUUCUGAAUGAAAUGAAAGAUGAAUUGUCAGAGACCAAUAAUUCUGACUCUAAUAACGAUUCCAAACCAGAAGAAACAACUAAAGAGGAACCGGAACAAGUAGAAGAAUCUCCAAAGAAAGAUUUAAAUUCAAAAAUGAAAGAAAUGGACGAUCAGGUAAUGAAAAAAUUCCAAGGCUCUUUGUUAGAUAGGCUUUUUUAAAAUGAGACUAUAGUGUCGUCACUUCAGCUCUCUUAAGUCUUUGCCGGAUCCGGACAGAAGAUACGCGAUAUUUAAGAAUGGUGAGCUACAAAUGUAUUGGUAUUAAAUGAAAUGGGUAAAGCUCGCCAUGUUAAGUACUCGCAUCGUCAACCUAGUCAAGUUUAUUUGCGAAACCUGUAUGCGCCCGCCUGGGUGUAUGAAAACAGAAUUCUUCGGGUAGAUAAUAUUACCUAUUAUAUGUACUAAGCAUAUUAUGUAUGUUGUAGCUGUCUUUUCGGUUAUUGUUUAGCGCAGUUUCUUUGAAAUAAAUUGUAAGACACUAAUUACAAUGCACUUGUUGCUCAGGACUUGAUUCAAACAUAAGUAAAAUUCUUGCCUGUGAUUGGUCGAUAUAAUUUAUGCUUAAAAUUCAAUCGGGUUUUAAAUUUCGUUUCUGACUAUGACCUUGUACUCAAAUUCUCGUUGUAGUGAUAUAUUCCCGGAUUCGGCAAACAAAUCAGUGUAACUAUUUAUAUAGUAAUAUGCAUUAUGAUGGUGGACGGAGUCCCCAUCAAAUACUUCUCAAAGUAGGAUUUUUAAGUGUAGUGUUACUUACAUCGUAAGUAGCGUGUAGGAAAGAUAACAUAGAUGUAUUUGUGUAUUUUACUCAUAUAAAAAUAUGUAAUAACCAGUUUGAUGUUACUUCAGCAAACAUAGUUUUAAUCACACAUGUCCAUAAUAAUACUUUUCAUAACCAGAAUAGAAUUGCAUACCUUUUUUAUAAAAUAAAAUAGAAUAACUUACAGUAACUUUAAGCUUGAGGGUUAUUCCUCACCUCAUUGCAUAUCUUUCAUAAAUACUUCUAACUAUGGUUUAUAACAUAUUUUAUGCAGAUUUUGACUGUAUUAUGCCAAAAGACUUUAUUUAUUUAUUUUCUUUAUUUAAAAAAAAUCUAUUUCUUACUAAGUAAGUACUAAUAUCUUUAGUAUUGAGAUUAUUUGAGAUCGA
Ostrinia nubilalis (European corn borer) is the source of this 2981-nucleotide messenger RNA. RefSeq lists its product as uncharacterized. The transcript is spliced from 6 exons. The coding region runs from base 474 to 1994 and encodes 506 amino acids. The record is from RefSeq and is a predicted model, not a curated record. NCBI's taxonomy places the organism in Eukaryota, Metazoa, Arthropoda, Insecta, Lepidoptera, Crambidae.